Entamoeba dispar SAW760 is the source of this 1659-nucleotide messenger RNA. RefSeq lists its product as uncharacterized. The coding region runs from base 1 to 1659 and encodes 552 amino acids. Lineage: Eukaryota; Evosea; Mastigamoebida; Endamoebidae. The transcript has a single exon. The record is from RefSeq and is a predicted model, not a curated record.
AUGUCCUCACAAGAUUUCCAAGGAGAACCAACGCAAUUUGAUACUGCACGGAUGCAAGAAACAUUAAACCUAAAUAAGCCUCUCCAUUUUACCUCGAGAUACUUAUAUUUGACGCUUUGGGGAGAUGAAGUAAAAAAUGAAUUACAAUUUAAGGAAAUCAUAGAUAGAUUAGGAGGAGCCACUUCAAAUAUUCAGUACGCCCACAUAUCUCCAGUGGAAAUGGACCAAGUAAAUCCAAGACCACAUCAGCAUUUAUUAAUAGUAACUAAACGUCCACGUUCCUUUAAUGCAAGACCUAUCAUAAAUCACACUGAUGGGACAAAGCAAUCAUUUUGGUAUUCUAAAGUAAAUUCGUACACCUCGCGCACAGGAGACAUUUCAGCCAUAAUUAAGUAUAUAACAAAAAAAGGAAAUGGCAUGUCAAAAGGUACACCCGAUAACAGAGAAGAAUUGAAACAGACUUGGGUGAAUGCUCUCAAUGACAUGGAUUCUUAUCAAGACUAUAAAGAACUCGAGAAAAACUUGUUGGAUAUAAAUGCGGAGAAGUAUAUACAACAAGAAGGUAAGAUAAAGGCGAGGUGGAUGAGAAAAAAUGCCAGGCGCUUAGAUAUAGAAACAUAUGCAAGAAGUGAUCUCUUUCCAUGGAGAGAAGAAAUGGAAGAAAUACAAUUAAUAAGAAAAUGGCUGAAAUGUGCAUCCGGUAAUAAGUAUAGAAUGGGAAAUCUCUUUAUAGUGGGUCCAACAAAAACCGGCAAAACAGAGUUCGCUAUCCAAGAAAUUUUUAUGAAAUAUCCCACUUUCAUGCUCCGAGGAGAUUCUCUUUUCGAUUCUUACGACGAAGAAGAACAUUAUAAAUUCAUAUUAUUCGAUGAUAUCAAUUACGAUAAAUCUCUUAUACGUUUAAUAAAAGCAAUUACCUCCUCUAUAAAUAAAAAAACAAUGGUCAAUAUAAAAUAUUCCAAAGUUAUAGUAACAGCAAGACCAUGCAUUCAUUUAUUGAACCAAAAAGAAUAUGAAGGUGUUAUAGAAUUAAUGAAGUAUAAUGGUGGUUAUAGUUGGUGGAGACAUAAUUCACUAACAGUAUUUAUAGAUAAAAAAAUGUAUAAAGAUCCCAACGAAUCUGAAAAAUCAGAAGAAGACAUGGAACGCAAAGAAGACAAUUAUGAUGCUGUAAAGGAUCUUGAAGAAAAAUAUGAAGAAAUAAAAGAAAUUUCGGAAGAACAAUUAUCAGAAACAAAUAAUACAAUAGAACAUUUACCAUUCUAUACAAGAGUAACCAAUUUAAUGGAAUCUUUAGGCUAUGAUGAAGAGUUCCUAGAAAAUCUGAAUGAAAAAUUUAAAGAAGCUAAAAAGGAUAAGGGCCUUAAAAAAAUACUCAAUGAACCGCAAGAAAAUAACGAGAGUAUGGUAGAAGAAUGGAAUGAAGAAGUCGGAGAAUAUCAAUCAGAAAAUCCUCUCGGUAUGUCAAGAGACGACUUCAGACAUUUCGAAAAAGAAACCAUGAACAAAUACGAAAGGGAAAGAAUGAAUUAUUUCAACAGAAAAACGAACGAAGACAGUUCUAUGGAAGAAGAAGAAGAAGACUACUCAGACGAAUUACCAUUAGAACACGCGCCUUUUGGAGGGAAAAACGACGACAUGGACAUAAUUUAUGAUUAA